Eupeodes corollae is the source of this 1120-nucleotide messenger RNA. RefSeq names its product parkin coregulated gene protein. Gene Ontology annotation, molecular function: Hsp90 protein binding; Hsp70 protein binding. The record is from RefSeq and is a predicted model, not a curated record. NCBI's taxonomy places the organism in Eukaryota, Metazoa, Arthropoda, Insecta, Diptera, Syrphidae. The transcript has 5 exons. The coding region runs from base 164 to 880 and encodes 238 amino acids.
UUGAGUUAUCUUUUUAUGUAUAUAAAGUUUUAAAAAAGGUAGUGAUUUCAUUUAAUUAAAUUUAUAUCAAAAUCUUAAGUAAACAGAACAAAAUUUUAAAAAAUUGGUGUUUCAUUCAGACCGACAGUCUAUAACUCAAGUUUUAACAAAGAAAAACAGUAGUAUGACUCUAUUUUCAUCAGCUCGGCAGCAUCGUAGUCCAAGACUUGUGCCCCCAUUUUCGAUACAAUCCCUGCAAAAGAAUACCAUUGUUCUUGAUAAAGGCAAAUUAAAUACAAGGACCAAGCAGACAUCACGGACCAGAACAACAUCAACCUCUUUUCGAAUGUAUUAUAACCGUGGAGACCUGCCCAUUAAAAUGGAGUACCUUACCGGAGGAGAUAAAAUUGCUUGGACGGUUGAUAUCGAAAAGUUGGACUACAGCCUUUAUUUGCCUCUAUUCUUCGACGGGCUCUCCGAAACGAAGCAUCCCUACAAAACAUAUGCCCGUCAAGGAGUAUUGGACCUUUUAGCCCAUGGUGGGGAUAAAAUUCACCCAGUUAUUCCACAACUUAUUUUACCGAUAAAAAAUGCAUUUAACGCUAACAACUUAGAGGUAAUGUGUACAACAUUAAAAGUCCUUCAACAACUUGUCGUUUCAUCAGAUUUGGUUGGACCUGCACUAGUACCUUUUUAUCGCCAAUUACUGGCGACUUUCAACUCCUUUAAAGUGAAAAAUCUUAACUGUGGGGAUGAAAUUGACUACAGCCAAAAGAACAACAUGAAUCUCGGAGAUUUGAUCGAUGAAACUCUUCAGGUUCUGGAAAUGCAUGGUGGGGAAGACGCUUUUAUAAAUAUUAAGUAUAUGGUUCCAACUUAUGAGUCCUGUUUCUUAAACUAGGCUACUUUGAUUUUUCUUUGAAUGUGAGCUAGCUCACAAAUAAUUAUUGUUGUUUGUGAUUAUACCUAAUUUCUUUAUUUCACUUGUUAGAAUUGUUAAAAGUAUUAUCCAAAAAAUAUAAUGUUCUUCGUUCACAUAAAAAUUUCAAGUUUUUGUUAAAAUCAUUUUAGAAUAGUUAAGAAAGAACCUGUAAACGGCUGUAAAUAAACCACUUUUACAUUUAAAACUUGCAAGCAACAA